UUUGCCUGCUUUCCCUCCCUCCCUGUCGCUUCCCACUGCUACCUCCCCAGCGGCUGUUCCCUCCUUCCCUCGGACGCCACCUCCCGGAAUCGCUGGUUUUUUGUUUGUUUGUUUUGGAGCUAGCUUCUAGCUGGCGGUGUGGAGGGGCUGCGAGAGCUAGAGGAGACGGGUUGGGGGGCACAGCCUGUGCUCACUACCGAACCCACGGGCUAGAGCGGAGGCCGGCUGGCCGGGCGCCAUCUGCUCCCCCGGAGCUCCUGCAAACUCCUGUUGAGUGUGCGUGCCCGCUGGCCGGGCGGGGGUCUGUACGCCAGCAUCGGACAGCUUAUUUUUGGACGGGUCCUCCGACUCAGAUCGGGUCAGCUCCAGGCACAGAAACUCCUGAGGAAUUAGGCAAACAAAAGAGGCCACACAUUUGGUGGCCAGAAGUCGCCUGAGCCCCACUUCGCUCCCCUCCUUCUUUGGGUUGGGAACUAGCCACUUGGGUGGGGAGAGGGCACCGGAGCAGUCUGGAGGCCUCCUGGGCCACCGGGGUCGGAGGAUUGGCGGCCUGUUGUGUAAGUCUCAGUUCUUGUUUUCCUGGCCUGGCUAGUUGGGAAGCUGGACACAUCUACCCUUGGACUCAGUUCAGAAGGCUGAUGCUUUUUUUCCUUGCCUCUCUUGGAUUUUUCUGGAUUUUUUAAAACCCAGUGGCCCAGGAGGAGGAGGAAAGAGGAAGGAGCAGAUCUGCUAGGAAUGUGAGAGCGUCUUCCAAGGCCUGAGGAGCCAGAAGGAGCUGGGAGCCAGAGCUGCCCAGGUUCUGGAAUGGUGGUUUCCGAGUGAUUCUCCUUUGUUUUAGUACAUUAUUCUAGUGGAAAGUGGAGUUCUUGCUCUCUCAGAUCUAAUUUCUCUGAGUCACUUGACUUUUCUCCUGGGAGUGGGAGGGGCUGCCAAGGGAAGGGAAGAAGACGAUGGAUAUGAGGCCCCCAGACGUGUUCUGGGAGUUGUGAUAGGGAAGUUUUUGGGCCAUGGGCAUAGCUUUGAAGAGAGGGCUAGACAGCAUCUUUGGGUGCUGAGACCUGCCUUAGGGGCUGAGAGACUGAGCUGCUGGGGCAGGCCUUUGUUUACUAGUACGUUCUUGGACAUCCCAGUUCUGGGCAGGACCCUUUCCUCAUUUUUUUCUACCACUGGCCAAGCCAUGGCACUAAAAGGCCGAGCCCUCUAUGAUUUCUACAGUGAGAACAAGGAGGAAAUCAACAUCCAGCAGGGUGAGGACUUAGUCAUCUUCAGCGAGACCUCGCUGGAUGGAUGGCUGCAGGGCCAGAACAGCCGUGGUGAAACAGGGCUCUUCCCUGCCUCUUAUGUGGAGAUCAUCAGCUUUGGCACCAGCUUCAACCAUGCUGACUACUCCUGCAGCCCUGCAGGCUCUCCAGGCACCCAGGUGAGCUUGUAUGACAGUCCCAGUGUGGCCAACCCUGGGAGUGGUGUGGGCAGUGGCUUCCUCUCAAACCAGGGCAGCUUUGAGGAGGAGGAUGAUGAUGACUGGGAUGAUUGGGACGAUGGAUGCACAGUGGUGGAGGAGCCACGGGCUGGUGGGCUGAGCACCAAUGGGCACCCCCCACUCAACCUCUCCUACCCUGGUGCCUACCCUAGCCAGCACAUGGCCUUUCGACCCAAGCCACCCCUGGAGCGGCAGGACAGCCUGGCAUCUGCCAAGCGAGGCAGUGUGGUGGGCCGCAAUCUUAACCGUUUUUCGUGCUUUGUGCGCUCUGGAGUGGAGGCCUUCAUCCUGGGUAAUGUGCCCAUGAUGGCCAAGAUUGCUGAGACUUACUCCAUUGAAAUGGGCCCUCGUGGCCCCCAGUGGAAGGCCAACCCCCACCCAUUUGCCUGUUCUGUGGAAGACCCCACCAAACAAACCAAAUUCAAGGGCAUCAAAAGCUACAUCUCCUACAAGCUCACACCCACCCAUGCUGGCUCCCCUGUCUAUCGGCGCUACAAGCACUUUGACUGGCUCUAUAACCGCCUGCUUCACAAAUUCACUGUCAUCUCUGUGCCCCACCUGCCGGAGAAGCAGGCCACAGGCCGCUUUGAGGAGGAUUUUAUUGAGAAGCGGAAGCGGCGGCUCAUCCUCUGGAUGGACCACAUGACUAGCCACCCCGUGCUGUCCCAGUAUGAGGGCUUCCAGCAUUUCCUGAGCUGUUUGGAUGACAAGCAGUGGAAGAUGGGCAAACGCCGGGCAGAGAAGGACGAGAUGGUGGGUGCCAGCUUCCUCCUCACCUUCCAGAUCCCCACGGAGCACCAGGAUCUGCAGGAUGUGGAGGACCGUGUAGACACUUUUAAGGCCUUCAGCAAGAAGAUGGACGACAGUGUCCUGCAGCUCAGCACUGUGGCAUUGGAGCUGGUGCGCAAGCAUGUGGGGGGCUUCCGCAAAGAAUUUCAGAAGCUGGGCAGUGCCUUCCAAGCCAUCAGUCAUGCCUUUCAAAUGGAUCCCCCCUUUAGCUCUGAGGCCCUCAACAGUGCCAUUUCUCAUACGGGCCGUACUUAUGAAGCUGUUGGCGAGAUGUUCGCUGAGCAGCCCAAGAAUGACCUCUUCCAGAUGCUCGACACACUGUCUCUCUACCAGGGUUUGCUCUCCAAUUUCCCCGACAUCAUCCACUUGCAGAAAGGCGCUUUUGCCAAGGUAAAGGAGAGCCAACGCAUGAGUGACGAGGGCCGCAUGGCGCAGGAUGAAGCAGAUGGCAUUCGUAGGCGCUGCCGCGUGGUGGGCUUCGCCCUGCAGGCUGAGAUGAACCACUUCCACCAGCGCCGUGAGCUCGACUUCAAGCACAUGAUGCAGAGCUACCUGCGCCAGCAGAUCCUCUUCUACCAGAGGGUGGGCCAGCAGCUGGAGAAGACGUUGCGCAUGUACGACAACCUCUGACCUCGAGUACCUGGCCCAGCCCCACCUUCAACCUGUUCACUGCAGUAUACUCUGGUUUCCAGAAUUCUCACACCAGCAGCAGCUAGGGGUGGGCUCUGGAAGAGUCAUGAGUACCCCUGGGAAAGCCCUCCACCCCUUAGAGGUAGGGGCACAGCAUGGGUGAGAAUGGGACCAGGAACCUUCCAGGCUGAGGCCUGGUCAGUCACUUGAGGCCAAGACAGUCUUAGCCAAUCGUAGAGCCUCUAGUGCUUGUGUACCUGGCCACCAUCCCCUCAUUCUCUCAGCAGACACUGGGGCCUGCUGUGGCCCUGGGUCAGAUGCUGAACACCCAGGGCCAUGACACCUGCCCUCAGGGUGUCCCCAGUCAAGGUGGAGAUCAGACACAGAAGCAGAUGGAGGGUAGUACAGAAUGACUCUUGGUAAAUAAGGGGUUCUUUGAAGCUCACAAGAGGAGACCACUUGUUCUGCAGGUUAGGGAAAACUCCAUGGUGUAGGCGACAUUUGAGUGGUGUCUUGAGGAAUGAUAAGAACCUACCAGAUAGUAAAUGAGGACAGUAGAUGUGGAGGACAUUUAGAAGAGAGGAACAGCAUGGGCAAAGGUGUGGAGUCAUGAAAACACCCUUCAUCUCUCCCUCAACUUUCCCAAGUAAGUUUGCUGCCCUACUUUGGUGGGGAGGGAUCUUCCUUACUCCCAUGUUCCUGUCUGUGCCCCACCCCUGCCCCCUGCAGAAGGCGCUGCAGGCCAGUACCCUCCUGACUGCUCUUCACCUGCUAAGUUCCCAUCACCCCUUGGUUAGGGUACCAUGCAGCAUCUUUUCCCUGGGCUCAAUGUGUUAAGACAAGUCAUGAACCCCAAGACCCUGGUGUUAUCUUCUUGGAGGGGAUAUCCCAAAGGUACCAGAUAUUUGAGUUCACCAGCAAUAGCUCCCCACACUCUAGCAGGCUCAGACUCCAGGCUCCUAGGGUCCUUGGCCCCAUGAAUCCUGGAAUCCUUCCUGGUGCAUAGUGGGAAACCCAAGGGAAAAAGAUAGGUUGGCUUGGCUUACCCAGGGACCCUGGGCCCACCUACCCAUGGCUAGCCUCAUGUGAUUCCUACCUGGGUCCUGGUUAGUUGCUGUCUUCCACCCAUGGUUAGGUCCACGAGGGGGCUAAUCUUUCCCCCCAGGCCAGGGUGUGGUCCAGCAGCAGUUUGAGAGGUACCUUUGCUAGCCCCUUCCAGGAGGUCAUGGCCUUUCCUGGCUGCUGCUGCUUGAAUAUUUUUUCUUGUUUUCUUGAUAAACUUUUUACAAUUAAGAUAACAAAAAUAUGACUUUUUAAUUUAGAUCCCAGAGGGGAUAAGGGUUAGGGUUAGGGUUAGAACCCUAAUUAUCCCUGAGGUCUGGAAAGGCACAAAAUUUACCCCAGAACCUCAACAGUUGGGGGGAGAGCUGUGCUGGUGGGAGGUGCUAUCUGGGGAUCUAGAGGUGGCUGAGAAGCUCAGCUGGAUGCAUUCCCUUCUCAUUCCUCACUCUCUUUUUUAAUAUGUUUUUAAUUUUUUUUUUUAUC
This is a messenger RNA of Molossus molossus (Pallas's mastiff bat), 4444 nucleotides long. It is a transcript of the gene SNX33, whose product is annotated as sorting nexin 33. The record is from RefSeq and is a predicted model, not a curated record. Gene Ontology annotation, cellular component: cytoplasmic vesicle; plasma membrane. Gene Ontology annotation, biological process: cleavage furrow formation; endosomal transport; intracellular protein transport. Gene Ontology annotation, molecular function: phosphatidylinositol binding; protein binding. NCBI's taxonomy places the organism in Eukaryota, Metazoa, Chordata, Mammalia, Chiroptera, Molossidae. The transcript is spliced from 2 exons. Bases 1178 to 2899 code for a protein of 573 amino acids.